Molecule: messenger RNA, 1458 nt
Organism: Chara braunii
Lineage: Eukaryota; Viridiplantae; Streptophyta; Charophyceae; Charales; Characeae
Source: the annotation of a GenBank genome assembly
UCCAGGUGAUUGUAGCUGCAGGUUGUUCUCUGAGGAUGUCACUACUGUGAUGGGUCUCUUGGGUGGACCGUUUGCCUGGAGCCCUGCUCCAUGCCAGCUCUUCCAUCGCAUGACAUUCUUUUAUAACUUAAACCAUCAGUACCUGGCCCAGAUAUUGAUGCCGAGCCGGGAUAGUUUUACCGAGCCGUCGUACGGUGGAAGUACUGGUAGGUUUUAUGUAUACCUUAGGAAUACCGCCAAGCCGAUUGACAUCACGGAGCCGGUUGACAUGAUCUAUGCCUUCUCAGAUGAGCCUGAGCUCACCUAUCAUGGGGAGUAUAACAGAGGCACAUUCAAAGUUCUUCUCCAGCAUCCUUCACAAGUCCAAUCAAGUGCAUCUGCUCCGCUAAUGUAUCAGUCGCAUCAAUGAUAUCGGAAGCUAGAGGAGAGAAAAUAGCACGCAGACGUGAAUAUAGCAUGGAUGGUGGAGACCGGAGUGUGGUCUAGAUAGCUGGCAAUUUUUUGGCAUCGCGGCUUACCUAUAGCAGUCAUCAGGGAGUAGCAAAUCUAGGGCUGUGACAUGCAGCAGCUCACCUAGACCGCUUUUAAAGGAUUGAGAAGAAGAGAGCUAUCAAAUCAGAUCUGCUGUAGCAAGCAAAUCGGGACGUUAUGGUACUUGAAGAGGUUCAGCACCUGGCACGGGUUGUCGGACCCAUACGUAUUACGUACCAGCCAGAAAGGGCUGUGGACGAUGGAUGGUGAGACGUAUACCACAUUCCCAAUUUAGGUUGUACUCCGAGGAAAUAUUGAGCCGAGUUCGAUGCCAGCUAGUUAGAAGCUGUCCAGACGAGGGAAAGAACAGGAACCGUCGUGUUUGUUACACUUUUUUUUCUACUUACUUUUUUUUCUUUAAUCUAGCAUUAUAUUGUAACCUGUAUUUGUCGGACAGUACACCCAGUAGGCGAGGAGUCAGGUGUUCAGUCAGACCCUGUUAGGUAUAAUAUAUUCAAGGGUUGCCCCCCUUUUUUAAGAGAGUUUCCACUGGCUAUUUUAUAUAUGUAUACACGCGUUGACUCAACCGUUUCGUUCCGGACUCCGUGCCGCUGCUGUUCAUGUGUGACGAUUGAACAGCAGCUGCUACUAUCAGCCGCGUCACUUCUUUACUGCAGUUCUUUCUCUGUUCUGUUCCUUUUUUAUUUUCAAAGUUCGUUCGCUGUUGCUGUGUGGAGCGCUGCGGAUUUAGUUUCAGACUUCCAGGAACCGGGAAGGCGGGGAUUGUGAUUGCUCGAGGGUCCGGAGCUCUUGCUGGAAGGUGGCAAGUAGCAAGGCCUUUGGGGCCAAAUGAGAUGAGAAAAGAAAAACACAUGUGAAGGGACGAAGGUCUUGGCUCGCCGUGCAGUGCAGGCGAAUGGUGGAGUGGACAUUGUCAUGGGAUCCAACAUGUCCAUCUGUCUGAGGAAAUAAAUGAGAUUUUGCGGA